AUGUCAUCCAAACCCAAAUAUUCCAAAACACAAUCGUUUGAUGAAACAAUUAGCACUAUACUACCUUCGUAUUCCAUGUACACGUCCACGGUGGGGAUGAAUGUCAAUGUACCAGAAGAUAACAACGAUGACUUACCACCACCAGGCUAUAGUUGUAGCAAUUCCGAAUUAUCAGCAAGUACCGAAAGCACAACUGUCCACGAUCACGAUCAUGAUGUAAGCUCGUCAGCUGCGUCAACGACCCCUACUUCAGUUACUGAAGCACAAAGUCGACGCGUUGCUCAAGUCAAUUCAUCGUCAACCAUCGAUGACAUUCCAUUAAUCGUUGCUGAUGAAAAUGCCAACUUGAUGGAAACAAUCUUGGAUAAUGUUCAUCGAUUGCCCAAUAUGACGUUUGAAAAACAAGAUAUAUCGAAAGCUGUACAGAUUGAAGUUUUCUAUACAAAGGAUAUUGGUGAAAUUGGUAAGGCUCCGGAAUUAAUUGAUCCUUCAAUUUAUGAAUAUACCCAGGGAGAUUUAUUAAACGGAUAUAUUAUUAUUAAAAACACAUCUGACAGACCCAUUCCAUUUGAAAUGUUUUACUUGUUAUUUGAGGGAAACUUUAUGGUUGCCAAUGAACAAAGACCACAGGAAUUGGAACCAGUCAAGAUUCGUCGGUUUUUGGAAAUGUUUGAUUUUUAUGGAAGUUGGAAUGAAGCUCAUAUCAAUCGAUUGGUUACUGAAACUGCUAGUCCAUACCUUUGUGAAUACGGCAACACUGUUGAUCCACUUGAUGGAACUUACUUGUAUUUUGGCCCCAAGAAGGAAGUCUUGCCCCAUAGAGUAUACAAGCGGUUUUUCUCAUUCAAGAUUCCCAACAAUUUACUUGAUUCGGAAUGUAGUGAACACAACUUGUCCAAACACGUUGAAAUACCACCAACCAUUGGAUUAUCUCGAUGGGAAGUUGCUCACUAUCCAGAAAGAAACUUGAACAAGAUUAAGGACUUUUCGAUAUUGAAUACGUCAAUGGGAUAUGGAGUUAUGGCGAGAUUUAUUGGUAGAAAAUCGACAUGGGAAGUUGAUUUCGGGAAAAUUAUUACCCCCAAGCACAAGGACCAUGCCAAGUUGGUGAAUUCAAAGGGAGAUGAAUACAUUAUUUUGAAAGAAUUGACCAAUUACAUCCGAGUUGUGCCCACGACAAAUGUUCCCACUGAAAAUGAACGGUUGAUGAAGUUGGUUGAAAAUCGAUUAUUGUUUGACAACUUAGUCAAGCGGGUUAAGGAUAAAAUUGAUAUUGGUAAACAAUUGGAAAAAUCAUUGGAGUCAAGGCCAAUUCCCGAAUUAUCACCUGACCUUACCCAAGAGGAGAUUGAGGCGGCAAAGAUGACGCAAUCGUAUCAACACGCCGACUCAAUUAGAGACAUCAAGUCAAAUAUGAAGAAAUUGGAGUAUUAUCAAGUCGUCGUUCAAUUGGUGAAAAGAUCAAUCACUGGGCAGAAAUAUCCAGGUGUGUUGCAAGUCAAGACCCCCAAACAAGAGUACCACGUAAAAUAUAUCCCUCCAUCAAGAUUUAGAGAGGAUUCAAUAACAGAUUUAGAAAAAUCGUGGAAGCUUAAUGUGCCAAUUGAAUUAACGACAAUUUUCCCCACCAACAAUGACAACAAACUGCAAACACCACCAACUAUUAAAAACGUCGAUGUUGAAUUGGUUGUUCACACCAUGAGGUCAAUGGGUGCUCCAAUUGCCCUUGAGUUCAAUCAUGAUUUAAUCUACAACAAAUAUCCCAAUAAUAGUAAACGUGAAGUUGAUCUAGACACUUUUCACAAUAAUAUUGUUCGACCAUUUCAAAAGCAAUCAACAGAAUUAUAUCAUUUAACCCAAAGACUCGGUUUACGAAACUUUCGAAUUGAAAAACAAUUGGUGGAUGAUUUGAAAUCAAUUUGCAAAAUUGAAGAGAAACUGAACAACUUGGUUGUGGAGGAUGUUUUAGUAAAUGAUGUAAAAUACAACUACAAAAAGAAUGGUGUACAAUGGUGUAACAAUGGUGAUGGAUCAGCUACAAGUUCAUUCAAUUUGCGUAUCAACCUUGCUUCAUUGUCGUUGAAGGGUGUACCUGCUAGUGGUUGUUUGGGACUCUCUUAUGACCGAUUCAACUUGGUUCCUGAUUUCCAGUCGUGUUUUAUGACCAGAUCAUAUCAUUUGAAAAUGACGUUUGAGUUGGGUAAUGGUGAUUGUGCUCGUAUUAAGGUGCCGGUUAUUAUAGAAAAGUCGUAA
Lodderomyces parapsilosis is the source of this 2253-nucleotide messenger RNA. RefSeq names its product Bul1p (gene BUL1). Gene Ontology annotation, cellular component: ubiquitin ligase complex. Lineage: Eukaryota; Fungi; Ascomycota; Pichiomycetes; Serinales; Debaryomycetaceae. The record is from RefSeq and is a predicted model, not a curated record. Gene Ontology annotation, molecular function: ubiquitin-ubiquitin ligase activity. Gene Ontology annotation, biological process: protein monoubiquitination; protein polyubiquitination. Bases 1 to 2253 code for a protein of 750 amino acids. The transcript has a single exon.